Messenger RNA from Aedes aegypti (yellow fever mosquito), 1816 nucleotides. RefSeq names its product chymotrypsin-like protease CTRL-1. Lineage: Eukaryota; Metazoa; Arthropoda; Insecta; Diptera; Culicidae. The record is from RefSeq and is a predicted model, not a curated record. Gene Ontology annotation, biological process: proteolysis. The transcript is spliced from 3 exons. Bases 86 to 1438 code for a protein of 450 amino acids. Gene Ontology annotation, molecular function: serine-type endopeptidase activity.
GUUUCAGCCAUGACGUGUGCUAUUCUUUUCGCAUGCCUCCAUCAAAAAUAUUCAGAUCUCCAACUGGUUUUCAGUCGUAGCAGGAAUGGCAUCGGGUGUGAACAGUUUGUUGAACAGCAGUUCGUGUGUGAUUGUUUUGGGGUUUCUCGUUUUAAUAAAUUUGGCGCCAACCGAAACCAGCGUUAAUGAUGCAUCUUGUGGAAAGAGAAAGAUCAACCUGCAACAGUUGGUCACCCACGGGUACACAACCAAUCCGGGAGAGUUCCCCUGGCACGCAGCGUUAUAUAUGAAAUCUGGUUUUCAAAAGUCUUACAUAUGUGGCGGGACGCUGGUAAAUGAGCUCAGCAUCGUCACAGCGACUCACUGCGUUGUGGAUUCCAGCUCAGGGCAUGUUGUCUCCCCGGAAAGCUUAUACGUGCAGCUGGGAAAGUUCAAAUUGAAUUUGUACGCCGAUACAGUACAAGAACACGCCGUCCUGCAAGUCAUUACUCAUGCAGAGUUCCAGCCGACGACGAGCAAAUAUGACGUAGCUGUAUUGAAACUGGCGACUCAGGCCAAAUUCACAGCUUAUGUUCAACCAAUCUGUGUGUUUCCUCAGCCAAUGAUAAGCUUUAACGACGGAUCCGAAAAAGGAAUCGUAGUUGGAUGGGGUUACACUGAAUAUGACGCUGUAGCCGAUGCCCUACAGGCUACAUCGGUGCCACUGAUUAGUUAUACCAAGUGUUUGGAAAGUAAUCCGGAUUUGUUCGAUAGAACUAUUUACGAUGGGAUGUUUUGCGCAGGUUACACAAAUGGAACGAACGUUUGCAAUGGCGAUAGUGGCGGAGGGUUGUACAUUACUCGAAACGGUGUUUGGUAUCUGAUUGGAAUCGUUUCGUUCACUGCUGCCCGGGAAGAACAAUCAAACUUGUGUAGCACCCAUGACUACACGGGAUUUACCAAGGUUUCAGCCUUCGAAGAGUUCAUCGUGAAAUCCUGUGGAUUGGAUGUGCCACCCCGAGUUGACGUGACCGAUCAUCCAGGUGGCAAAAGACAGAAAUAUAUAUACGCGUCGAAUUUUGAACCACAUGAAAAGAUGAACUGGUUCCAGGCUGGGGACUAUUGUCGAUCGCUUGGGAAGCAUUUGGUGGAAAUUAAGUCCGCACAGGAUAAUGCCAAGGUUCAGGACAUCGUACGAUUGGGUGGAAUGGAGAUAGAUGUGAAUGGAGGAUCUAAGAACAAACAGUAUUGGAUCGGGGCUAACGAUUUGGCAAUGAAUAGAGUGUUCAGGUGGCAAUUCAGUGGGAAACGUGUAAUGUUUACUCACUGGAGAAACAAUGAACCUAACAAUAUGCACAAUAAUGAGCAUUGCGUAGCGGUCAUAGGAAAUAAGCAAGCAUAUUGGUUGGAUGCAAAUUGCAGAGGGAAACGGCAGGUGCUUUGUGAAUAUUGGAAAUAAAUUUGACGAUUGUUAUUUUGAAGAUUGAUACUAGUUUUAUUACACUCUGGCCGGCAACACAAAUGAGAGUAAAUCGAUUUUACGCUCUGUUUCCUUAAGAAUAGCUAUUUUCUACCGAAUUAUCUUACCUCAUUUAUAAUUUCCUAUCAUAAUCUUUCGCGUAAAACUUAAUCACUGGUCCAACGAAUCGAUCACUGCUUCAAUGUAGAAUCUCUUCAUGCAUAAAUAUUGUUUUUUUUACAUUUUUACACAGCUUAUUGACUUACAACUAUUCUUCGAUGUAACGCUUGUCGAUGGUUUUAAGUUAAGUAAUAAGAACAUUCGCUUCUUAUCGUAUAAAGUUAUGAACAGACUUGAAUCUUUGAAAUUGGCUCAGGU